Hibiscus syriacus is the source of this 1639-nucleotide messenger RNA. Its product is annotated as protein DETOXIFICATION 49-like. The coding region runs from base 24 to 1586 and encodes 520 amino acids. Gene Ontology annotation, biological process: xenobiotic detoxification by transmembrane export across the plasma membrane. The record is from RefSeq and is a predicted model, not a curated record. NCBI's taxonomy places the organism in Eukaryota, Viridiplantae, Streptophyta, Magnoliopsida, Malvales, Malvaceae. Gene Ontology annotation, cellular component: membrane. The transcript has 2 exons. Gene Ontology annotation, molecular function: xenobiotic transmembrane transporter activity; antiporter activity.
UUUUUGUUUAGAUUUUAAGAACAAUGAGUGAUCAGGGAGUUCCGGAUUUUUACAGUUUUACUACUGCUCCUUUGUUGGUCAAUGAGGAUAUUAAUGAUGUUAAGGAUGAUGAUGUUUCACCUGAGGAACAAGAUUCCUUGCAAUGCCACUGUCAAGCUUUUCGACCAUCGCUUUCAAAGGUGAUUGAAGAGAUCAAGCAGCUUUAUGCCGUAGCUCUGCCAAUGAUCAUUACCGGUCUUCUUCUCUAUGGAAAAUCAGCCAUAUCCAUGUUUUUCAUGGGAAAAUUGGGCAAAGAAGCAUUGGCAGGAGGUUCUAUGUCGAUUGGUAUCGCUAACAUCACUGGCUACUCUGUUAUUUCUGGCCUUGCACUGGGGAUGGAAGCCAUUUCCUCUCAAGCCUGUGGAGCCAAACAAUGGCCUCUUAUGGGCCAAACCUUACAACGUACCAUCGUUAUUCUCAUAUUAGCCUGUUUGCCCAUUUCAGUACUGUGGCUAAACAUCGAGCCCAUCCUUCUCUUUUGUGGUCAAAACCCAGAUAUCUCUUCUGUUGCAUCUACUUAUCUUGCACUUUCUCUCCCAGAUCUGCUCUUCCAAUGUAUUAUAAACCCUCUUAGGAUUUAUCUAAGGACCCAAAACGUAACUCUCCCUCUUAUGCUCACUGCUGCCUUUGCACUCGCUUUACAUGCUCCCAUCAACUACAUCCUUGUCUACCAUCUUAGCUUUGGGAUUCGAGGCAUAGCUGUUGCUGUAGCCUUGACAGAUUUGAACUUGCUCAUAACACUUUUGUUUUAUCUAUGCUUCUCUCGCAUCUGUGACAAAACAUGGCAAGGCUGGUCACUCGAGUGUUUCGAUGAAUGGAAGCCGAUACUUUCCUUAGCCAUCCCCAGUUGCAUGUCCGUGUGCUUGGAAUGGUGGUGGUACGAGCUCAUGAUAGUCCUUUCGGGUCUUCUCACCAACGCCUCCGAGGCCGUCGCCACGAUGGGAAUCUUGAUACAAGCCACCUCGCUCAUCUACAUCUUCCCUUCGUCUUUGAGCCUCGCGGUGUCGGCUAGGGUAGGUUACGAGUUGGGAGCCAAUCAGCCUAGCAAAGCCAAAACCACGUCGAUGGUUGCCUUGUCGUGUGCCGUGUUCAGUAGCUUCACGGCUAUGUUAUUCAUGAUAACGAUGAGGAACGCAUGGGGACGAAUCUUCACCAACGACAAAGCCAUUUUGUCGUUGACGGCAAUGGUGAUGCCAGUCGCGGGGCUCUGUGAGCUAGGGAACUACCCGCAAACAACCGGGUGUGGGGUGUUGCGAGGGAGCGCGAGACCAACUUUGGGUGCCAACAUAAACUUGGGAUCUUUCUAUGGUGUUGGAUUGCCAGUUGCACUUUUAAUGGGCUUUGUUAUAGAUGUUGGUUUAUUGGGACUUUGGUUCGGUUUACUAGCGGCCCAAGUUGUGUGUCCCAUAUACAUGCUCGUAGUCGUGGCUCGAACGGAUUGGCGGGUCCAAGCAACAAGAGCUGGACAGCUCGCUGGUAUUAAUGGAGAUGAAGCUGAGGAAGAGAAUAAAAUCCAGGUAUUAAUAUCAGUAAUGGUUGGGAAUUAGCUUGAGUUUUAUGUAGUGUUCAACUACUUUAAAUGGUUAGUGCUUUUAGUUAA